Messenger RNA from Helicoverpa zea (corn earworm), 2170 nucleotides. Its product is annotated as sarcoplasmic reticulum histidine-rich calcium-binding protein-like. The record is from RefSeq and is a predicted model, not a curated record. The transcript is spliced from 3 exons. NCBI's taxonomy places the organism in Eukaryota, Metazoa, Arthropoda, Insecta, Lepidoptera, Noctuidae. Bases 69 to 2099 code for a protein of 676 amino acids.
CAGCCCAAGGACACAGUCGUUGGGUAACCGUGCGCUCUCAAUAUUGUGUUACUGGUUGUUUUUAUACUAUGACUAAGUUCGUGUUAAUCACACUGGCGUUACUGGCAGCCAUGAUGGCUUCAGGAGACGCGAAACCUUACCGUAGCAUGGGCAGCUACGGCCACGGCAGCUACGGAGGCCACGUCAGUUACGGACAUUAUCCCCAUGACGACUACUACGGACAUCAUGAUCAUGAUUACUAUCACAAGCAAAAAUAUGAUCAUGACAGUCACGAAUACGACCACCAUAGAGAUAAACAUGAUGAACAUAAGGAAGCUUAUGACCAUCACAGGGAGAAAUAUGAUGAUCAUAAGGACAAGUACGGACAUCACGAGGUGAAAUACGACCAUCACGGUGACAAACAUGAUGACCACAGGGAAUAUCAUCACGAUGAGGAUAAAUAUGAUCAACACAAAGAUAAACAUUACCAUGGUGAUGUGAAAUAUGACCAUCAUGGUGAUAAACAUGAUGAUAACAGAAAAUAUCAUCAUGACGAUGACAAACAUGAACACCGUAAUGACAAACAUGAUCAUGAAAACCAUUAUGGGAACAAAAAUGAUGAUCACAAGAUAUAUUUUCAUGACGAAGACAAAUAUGAUCACCAUGAAGAGGGACAUGGCGGUCACAAGGAAGAAUUAGAUCACUACGGGGACAAACAUGAUCAUAAAGAAAAACAUGAACAGCAUAAACAGGAAAAUCAUCACUCGGGAGAUAAAUAUGAUCACUUUAAGGAUGAAAGUGAGGACAAGAGGCAUGAACAACAUAAGGAGGGACAAGACCAUCAUGGGGACAAAUUAGACCAUAAAGACAAACAUGAACAGCACAAACAGGAAAAUCAUCACUCUGGAGACAAAUAUGAUCACCACAAGGACGAGAGUCAAGACAAGAGACAAGAACAACAUAAGGAGGGACCAGACUACAUCUUGGGAGAAAUUGAAGAUAAACGGCACCAUGAUCACAAGAACAAAAAUGAACAUGAGCAACUCUCUGGGCAGAAACAUGAGCAACAUAAAGAGGAUCAUGAUCAUCAUGGAGACAAACAUGAUGAACACAAAGCAGGAUACAGCCACGCUGGUGAAAAACAUGAUCACUUGAAGGACGAAAGCCACGAGGAACAUAAACAUGAGCAACAUAAGAAGAAACAUGACCACAAGGAGGAACUAGAUCAUCAUGGAGAUAAACACGACCAUAACGACAAACAUGAUGAACACAAAUCAGGAUAUAGCCACACUGGUGACAAAUAUGAUCACCUGAAGGACGAAAGCCACGAAGAACAUAUACAUGAGCAACAUAAGGAGGAACAAGAUCAUCAUGGAGAUAAACACGACCAUAACGACAAACAUGAUGAACACAAAGCAGGAUAUAACCACGCUGGUGAUAAACAUGAUAACCUGAAGGACGAAAGUCACGAGGAACAUAAACAUGAGCAACAUAAGGAGGAACAAGUUCAUCAUGAAGAUAAACAAGACCAUAAAGAGAAACAUGAUGAACACAAAGCAGGGUAUAGCCACGCUGGAGACAAACAUGAUCACCAGAAGGACGAAAGUCAUGAGCAACAUAAGGAGAAACAUGACCACAAGGAGGAACUAGAUCAUCAUGGAGAUAAACACGACCACAAGGACAAUGAACACAAAGCUCAUGACCUAACCGGUGACAUUCAUGACCAUCACUCAGGCACGUUUGAGUCCCACCUUAAAAUAUGCGACCACCAAAAUGAAAAACAUGAGCAUCACGAAGAAAAACAUGAAGAAAUAGUUAAACCUAUAGUUGAAAAAGUUGAGGAAAUUAAACCGGAGCCGGUUGUUGUACAAAAAGAAGUACAGGAAGCUUUGGCCCAAGUCUUUGGUGGAGCAGCGGCAGCACAAGGUGUAGGUGAAGAGCAAACUGCUUCUAUACAAGAAUCGUCAGCCAGUGGACAGACUGGAACCCAUGCCGCUGAGAGUCAGAAGGAAAAGGAAACCCACGCUGCAGUCAGUUCUCAAGGUCACAAAGGUCAACACCACGGAGGUUACGGUCAUGGCUACCAUUCUCAUGGAUACGGAGGAUAUGGUCAUCAUUGAGGCUGUCCCAAGGAGCGUUUAAGUUUUGAAUGUACGAUUUCGAAUUAAAAUUAAAUAUUCAUUGUAAGGGA